GAGCUGAGCCUCAGGGCACUAGGAGGGCAUCCCUUGUGGAACUCACUACCUUAACCACAAGGCUGCCCAGAGAUGUCCAGGAGGUAGCUUCUAGGCAGGGGCUAAGGGAUUCUGCUUGUCCCUGAGAAGAAACCUCCUGGAACCUAAGCUCUUCUAAUGCCUGGUUAGACUCUCAAGUACCAUGCCCGCCCCAGUAAAUUGGCGGCCCAAGGGACUGAAGUUGAUUGCUCAGGAGGACACUCCCCGUCACCAUAACGUGCUUUCAUUCCUCUCUGACCUUCCUGCACUGAGUCAGGCUGACCCCCAGCUAGACUCCAUGUGCUUAGAGACUUCAAAUUCCAUUAUCAUGGGCUUCCUGGUAAUGUUGCUAAGGAGAGCGGCCCAGGCAUCAGUACCAGGUGUUGGGCCCAUCAGACUAAUGAGAAAAUGAAAAGCAAAAGAACAACCUCCUGGACGAGGAAAAGUCUUUUUCCAAUAAUUUUCCCUUCAGCACGAGGCGAGGGAGCCUGCACCUAGAGUCCAAGGUCCAGGCCUCCGGUCCACCACCAAGUUCCCUGGCGCUGCGCCUCCAGGAGGGCGGGGCGCUGCCACUUCACUGUGUCUUCCCAGAAGCCACCGCGUGACUCCUCGGAGAUAAAAAGGCGGGAGUGAGGCGGCGUUUCCAGGCCAGCGUGGGGGUCGGCGCUUUGGGCCUGUUGUUUUUUUCUCACCUCUUUCAUUUCUCUCGGGCUGCCCCGCAGGCCAGGCUUGGAUGCUGGUUCCCUCCGGCGUAGCUCGGUUCCUCAGGAAGAAGACGAGACAGGCCGUCGAGGGCCAAGAGCCCUCCGAGGCCUGGCGGUGGGGUGGCAAUGUGGUCACUACGGGUCUAUACGCGCAAAAAGCGGGCCAGCCGUAGGCUCAACCUAACCCCAGCGCCAGAUCUAGGUGCCCCGGCUAAGGUGGAGGCCCCGUCAGGGCCCGGCCGGAAGCUCUCUGCCCACUGUAAGCGCCGUGGGGCUGGCCUACGGAGUGGGACGCGGGGUGGGCUGGGCCUCGGCCCCAGGGACCUCCGAGGCCCGCGGGCAGGCCUCCAAGGCUUUUGCCCUGAGGCUUGUCACCCUCUCUUAGGCCUGAAAAGAAGUGGCAAAACGCGCAGUUUGCAGAGAAUCACGGAGAAAUCAGAGAGGAGUCGGCUGGGAGGUAGCAGCUCUGGGCCCCUGAGCACUCAGUUUAGAGGUACAGGAGAGAAAAGCCUGCAUGAAAAUAGCACUAGUGAAGAAGCCCAGGAUGAGAAGAUUGCUCCAUUGAGUGAGUCAGUGACACAUGAUCUCCAGGUUGAUAGUUUAUCAAAUAGUGAACGAGUAUCAGGACUAAGUUUACAGCAUGAUAUUUCUAGCUCUCUUCUAAGUUACUCAAUCACAGACUCCUAUACAGAAUACAAGAGUUUUGAAGAGAGUUUAAGUAGCUUCCCAUCGCCUGAACUCUUCAGAGGAUCAGAUUAUUUAGAUUGGGAGUGUCCCAUGUUGGAAGAAAACCUGCUGUGUAAGAAUUCCACUCUUUUGGACACCAGUAAAGCAGUACCGAUAGAGAAGGCACUACAGUUUUCAAACCUCUCUGCAAUUUUAGGUACCUCUUCAGAAGACUAUCAGAAAUGCCAUAGAAAAGUCAUGAUGACGUUAGCAGACCAAAGUAUUUCUCCAAAACCAAAGAGUACUUCAAAUUCAGAAUCAGAUAAUGCAUCUUGUGGAGUUUUACUUGCUGAGAAAAAUUACCCUUCAACCCCUCAAAAAACAAAGAAAAAAAACACACAUUCCAGUACUUCUGAUAAGAAAAACAGAGGCCUGUUAACAAGUACUCCAUCUUCACAAACAGCUGGUUUAAUGAUUGAUUUGUCCUCAGUGCAAAAAACAUCUUUUGAAGAACUGUUUCCAAAUGUCAGCAAUUAUGUUAAUUCAAAGGAAAUUGUUCCUGUGUCAACUUUGCAAGAAAAUUCUUCAAAUGAGUUUCCUUCAAAUACAUCAGAAAUAUGUUGUAUUAUUAAAGCGUCACCAGGAACUAGACAAGUGGAAAGUAAAGCUGUUACUGUAAGGAAGAAGAAAUAUUCUUUUCCUAAAGAUACUCCUCAAGAUAUUAUAAUAAAAACAAGUGGCAGGAUGUAGCAGCUGUGGCUGAAUUUUCACUACUUUGAAGACUUGAAUGUGAAGUCAAAGUCCGUGAAGCAGAAUGUCUGCCUAAAAUUACAUGAAAUUCAAAAAUCAAAAUUCUCUGAUUAUUUGUGAUAUAUCCUGAUGUUGAAAUUCUGUUGAGUCUUAUAAAUUACUUUU
This is a messenger RNA of Physeter macrocephalus (sperm whale), 2303 nucleotides long. It is a transcript of the gene MEIKIN, whose product is annotated as meiotic kinetochore factor. The record is from RefSeq and is a predicted model, not a curated record. The transcript is spliced from 12 exons. Gene Ontology annotation, biological process: homologous chromosome segregation; meiosis I sister chromatid cohesion; meiotic sister chromatid cohesion, centromeric. NCBI's taxonomy places the organism in Eukaryota, Metazoa, Chordata, Mammalia, Artiodactyla, Physeteridae. Bases 849 to 2138 code for a protein of 429 amino acids. Gene Ontology annotation, cellular component: kinetochore.